AUGAAGACAGCCGACGACUCAAAUGAAUCCGAAAGUACCUUGAGCAGAGAUUCCCCAGACACACUAUCACCCCCUCCGUACACCGAACUUUACGAUUAUGGUCACGAUGCUAGUCACGAUCCUGAGACUACGCCCUCUGGCGCUGAAGGCUAUCAUAUCAGAGGUGAACACAAUUCGACAUUUUCACAUAUGAACAGCACUGAUUAUUGA
Messenger RNA from Aureobasidium uvarum, 210 nucleotides. Lineage: Eukaryota; Fungi; Ascomycota; Dothideomycetes; Dothideales; Saccotheciaceae. The record is from the annotation of a GenBank genome assembly.